CGACAGGCUGACAGCAAGCCCAGGCUUAUCCCACUCCGCUUCUCUCUUCCGAUCGAGUCGAGACUGGGACCAGAUCUCACUCCUGUCGAUUCACUGUAAUACUUCAAUCUACACAGAGAGAGAGAGAGAGAGAGAGAGAGCUUCGGCAAUGGGGGGUCGCCUGUGGGGGUUAUCAUCUUUGUUCGGUUCCAAGUCGGGGCAGCUGCUUAUGGUGGGUCUGUUGGUAAUGAUAGCGUCCUUCUACACCGGCACUCUCUUCGGCAACACCAAUUCAUCCGUCAAUGUCUCUCAACUUCCUUCCGGUUCUUCCUCUUCUUCUUCGUCCCCUGGGAUCCUGGGUUUUACGAAUGAAGUUGCUCGCUCUUAUAGGAGAACACCUCUUAUAAUCCCAGAUGGUGGGAUGAACAUUUGCCCUUUGAUGUUCAAUGAAUAUAUCCCUUGCCAUGAUCCAUCCUAUGUGCAUGAACUGCUUCCAAAGUUAGAUCUUUCUCGGAGGGAAGAACUAGAAAGGCAUUGCCCUCCCCUUGAAAGGCGGUUGUUUUGUUUGGUGCCCCCACCAAAUGAUUAUAAGAUCCCAAUAAGAUGGCCAACUAGUAGGGAUUACGUUUGGCGAAGCAAUGUGAAUCACACGCAUCUUGCUGAGGUGAAAGGGGGACAGAAUUGGGUGCAUGAGAAGGAUCAGUUAUGGUGGUUUCCUGGGGGUGGUACCCAUUUUAAGCAUGGGGCUUCUGAGUACAUUCAGAGGUUAGGAAAUAUGGCAACUAAUGAGACUGGUGAUUUGAGUUCUGCUGGGGUAUUUCAAGUGCUGGAUGUUGGUUGUGGGGUUGCUAGUUUCUCAGCUUAUCUUCUUCCCUUAGAUAUACAAACAAUGUCUUUUGCUCCCAAAGAUGGCCAUGAAAAUCAAAUCCAAUUUGCUUUGGAGCGAGGAAUUGGGGCAAUGAUUUCUGCUUUAGCUACAAGACAGCUACCUUAUCCCAGUAGCUCUUUUGAAAUGGUUCACUGUUCAAGAUGUCGUGUUGAUUGGCAUGAGAAUGAUGGUAUUUUGCUCAAAGAAGUGAAUCGCCUCCUGCGAUCUAAUGGAUAUUUUGUCUACUCUGCUCCACCCGCAUACAGAAAGGAUAAAGAUUAUCCAAUGAUAUGGAAUAAGUUGAUAAACUUGACUUCUAGCAUGUGUUGGAAGCUCAUCGCUAAGGAAGUUCAGACUGCAAUAUGGAUUAAGCAAGAAAACCAGUCAUGUCUUCUCCAAAGUGCAGAACAGAAGCUCGUAAAUAUAUGUGAUUCUGUGGAUGAUUUUAAACCAUCGUGGAACACACCACUUAGGAACUGUGUAUCUCUAAGUACAGUACAAGCUAAUUUUCACCGGCUCCCUCCAAGGCCACAACGUCUAUCUGAAUAUUCAGAUAGUCUCAGUAAUAUAGGAAUUGCUCGUGAACAAUUCCUUUCAGAUACACUCUUUUGGCAAGAUCAAGUUCGCCAUUAUUGGAGGCUGAUUAAUGUCGAUGAGAGAGAAGUACGAAAUGUCAUGGAUAUGAAUGCCUUUUGUGGUGGAUUUGCAGUUGCUCUGAGUACAUGGCCUGUUUGGGUUAUGAAUAUAGUUCCUCCAAGCAUGAACAAUACUUUGUCUGCCAUUUAUAACCGAGGUCUGAUUGGUGCUUUUCAUGACUGGUGUGAACCAUUCUCGACUUAUCCACGCUCAUAUGACUUGUUACAUGCUAACCAUCUAUUUUCUCACUAUAAAAACCGUGAAGAAGGUUGCUUACUUGAAGAUAUUAUGUUGGAGAUGGACAGGGUAAUACGGCCCCAGGGAAUUAUCAUAAUUAGAGAUGAAGAAUCUAUUCUAUCAAGAAUAAGAACUGUUGCUCCAAAAUUUCUGUGGGAUAUCGAAUCUCAUGUACUGGAAAGUAAACAAAAGAAGUCAGAGCCAGUGUUAAUUUGCAAAAAGAAGUUUUGGGCGAUAGUUUAAGGGAUGCCACUGUACAAGCUUUAACCCUGCACCUUUCCUCUUCAGCGUACCAGUAGGUGCUUGUAUCAUUGUGGUGCUGAUUCUCUCACUUUCUCCUGAUCUUCAUAAGUCAAUUUAGUCAUAUUAAUUUUCUGUAUGAAGGUUGUAAGCGUUUUUUUUUUUUUCGGUCAAUUCAUUUUUAGGUGUUUAGAUAGAGUUAUCUUCUUCUUUUUUUUUUAAUUUUUGUAGAAAAUGAAGGAAUUUAAACUUUCGCUGCUACCAAUAUGAAAUUUAACAUCUUAAGAGAGUCAAUUUCACUUUUUUUUGGAAGAGGCGAAGAGCAUGAAGUUUCACUUGAGUACGUAUGCAUAGAGCAUGAAGAACCUCUCUCUAGCUUCCUCCCGCUGUUAACUUGUUUUUGUAAUAGCCCAUAGACAGUUUUGCUUCAUAAACAGUGUGAAUGACUUCUUAGUUUGUUCUUUAUUGAAGAACAUAUAGUUAAAAGAAAAUCCCUAAAUUUCUCUGCUUGUAAUGUCUUUCUACUGAUAAAUAC
Molecule: messenger RNA, 2495 nt
Organism: Diospyros lotus (date-plum)
Lineage: Eukaryota; Viridiplantae; Streptophyta; Magnoliopsida; Ericales; Ebenaceae
Product: probable methyltransferase PMT6
Exons: 7
Coding region: 149-1963 (604 amino acids)
Cellular component (GO): cytoplasm; endosome; trans-Golgi network
Molecular function (GO): methyltransferase activity
Source: RefSeq, a predicted model, not a curated record